This is a messenger RNA of Rotaria sp. Silwood1, 966 nucleotides long. NCBI's taxonomy places the organism in Eukaryota, Metazoa, Rotifera, Eurotatoria, Philodinida, Philodinidae. The record is from the annotation of a GenBank genome assembly.
AUGAAGUUAUAUGUAAUAUUAUUCACUCUUGUCCUUCUUAUUGGUUUCUGUACAUCUACUGAUCAACUUCUUGCUCGUACAUCUCUUCAAGACUAUGUUGAUAGCUUUGUACAUGAUGGUAAAGUUAAACUUCUUGGUCAUAGAGUGAAGCUUAAUAACUCAGUUAUCCGUCAAAUUUGGUCAUUUUUUAAAGCAAAAUAUCAUUGUUUAUAUCCAUCAGAUGGAGAAGAAAAAUCACGUCUUAGACUAUUUAUCAAACAUCUAAAAUAUGUAAUAUUAUCAAAUUUUCAAGAAUCAAAUACAUAUCAAUUAACAUUGAAUCGAUUUUCUGAUUGGACAUUAGCAGAAUUCAGAACAUACAAAACUGGUGCCAAGGUUCCAUCUCAUUUACAACGACGUACAAUGGAUGAUGAACUAGAUGAAGAUGCAUUACAAAUUAGUUCAGCAAAGCUUCAUCAACGCCAUUAUGAAGCAAAAAGAUUAAGACAAAAUUUACGAAAACAUCGAUAUCAAGAUAAACGAUUCGGGGAUGACUGGUUUUACAAAUAUUUUAAUAGAAAUAGUGCUAAUACUAAACCAAAUAAUACAGUUGAUUGGCGAACAAAAAAUGUUGUAAGUUCUGUUAAAAAUCAAGGUGAUUGUGCCUCUUGUUAUGUAUUUGCUGCCACUGCAGUUCUAGAAUCACUCUAUGCUAUAAAAACAAAAUCUGACAAAGUUAUUGAAUUUAGUCCACAACAAAUAGUUAAUUGUUCAAAAGAGAAUGGUUGUAAUAAAAUAGCUACAGAUGCUUCUUAUCCUUAUAAUUACACCGAAGAAUCAUGUCAAAUAAAUGGUAUUAACGAAAUUGAUCUAGGUGAAGUUCAACUUGAAACAAUUCCUGUAGACGAUGAAGAAAAACUAGCUGAAGCAGUUACUAAUAAUGGACCAAUAUAUCUUGGAAUAAACUCAAAUUUCCUAGAAUCUUAA